AGAGAAAAAAAAUAGAAGAACACAAGAAAGUGGUGUAGAGACAUGAGAGGUGUACCAAACUACCACCAUUCUUACUCCUUCUUCUUCUCCGUUUUCUCCGUCUUAUUUCUGUUCCCUGCGUUCUCUUUCUCUGCCAACACUUUGUCGGCUACAGAAUCUCUGACCAUCUCAAGCAACGAAACCAUUAUAUCUCCUGGUAAUAUCUUCGAGCUUGGUUUCUUCAAACCCUCUUCAAAUUCUCGUUGGUAUCUCGGGAUUUGGUACAAGGCAAUCUCUAAGAGAACCUACGUUUGGGUUGCGAACAGAGACAACCCUCUUUCUAAUUCCAUCGGAACUCUCAAAAUCUCCGACAACAACCUCGUCGUUUUGGAUCAGUUCGAUACACCAGUUUGGUUGACGAAUCUGACCGGAGGUGAUGUGAGAUCUCCGGUGUUUGUAGAGCUUCUCGAUAACGGUAAUUUCGUGCUCAGAGACUCCAGCAACAGAGUUUUGUGGCAGAGUUUUGAUUUUCCGACGGAUACUUUACUUCCGGAGAUGAAACUAGGUUGGGAUCUCAAAACCGGAUACAACAGAUUCUUGAGAUCCUGGAAAAAUCCAGAUGAUCCUUCAAGCGGAGAUUUCUCGUUCAAACUCGAAACCAGAGGUUUCCCUGAGGUUUUCCUAUGGAACAGAGAGUCACGAGUGUACCGGAGCGGUCCAUGGAAUGGAAUCCGGUUUAGUGGUGUACCGGAAAUGCAAACGUUUGAUUACAUGGUUUUCAAUUUCACGGCGAGUCAUGAAGAAGUGACGUACUCAUUCCGAGUCACCAAAGACAACAUCUACUCAAGAUUAAGCCUAAGUUCCACGGGAUCAUUACAAAGAUUCACUUGGAUUGAGACAGCACAGAACUGGAACCAGUUCUGGUAUGCACCAAAAGACCAGUGCGAUGACUACAAAGAGUGUGGGACUUACAGUUACUGCGACUCGAACACGUCACCGGUUUGCAAUUGUAUAAAAGGGUUUGAACCGAGGAAUCCGCAGGUUUGGGGUUUAAGAGAUGGAUCGGAUGGUUGCGUGAGGAAGACGCAACUUAGCUGCGACGGUGGAUAUGGGUUUUUGCGGUUGAAGAAGAUGAAGUUGCCGGAUACUGCGGCGACGAGUGUGGACAGAGGAAUUGGUGUGAAAGAAUGUGAAGAGAAGUGCAAGAAGGAUUGUAACUGUACGGCGUUUGCGAAUACGGAUAUCCGAGAUGGCGGGUCGGGUUGUGUGAUUUGGACCGGAGAGAUUUUUGAUAUCCGGAAUUAUGCCAAGGGAGGUCAGGAUCUCUACGUUAGAUUGGCGGCUACUGAUCUCGAGGACAAGAAAAACAGAAAUGCAAAAAUCAUAGGUUCGAGUAUUGGAGUGAGCAUGUUGCUUCUUUUUAGCUACAUCAUCUUCUGCUUUUGGAAAAGGAAGCAGAAGCGAUCAAUAGCAAUUGAAACACCGUUUGAUGAUCAAGUGAGAAGCCGAGAUUUACUGAUGAACGAAGUGGUAAUAUCAAGUAGGAGACAUAUAUCCAGAGAAAACAAAACAGAGGAUCUUGAAUUGCCACUGAUGGAGUUUGACGCUGUUGCCAUGGCCACAAACAAUUUUUCUAACGCCAACAAGCUCGGUCAAGGUGGUUUCGGUAUAGUUUACAAGGGAAGGUUACUUGACGGGCAAGAAAUUGCGGUAAAAAGACUAUCAAAAAUGUCAGUUCAAGGGACUGAUGAGUUCAAGAACGAGGUGAAACUAAUUGCAAGGCUUCAGCACAUAAACCUUGUCCGUCUUCUUGGCUGUUGCGUUGAUGGUGAUGAGAAGAUGUUGAUCUAUGAGUACUUGGAGAAUCUAAGCCUUGAUUCUCAUCUCUUUGAUAAAACCCGACGUUCUAACUUAAAUUGGCAAAAGAAAUUUGAUAUUAUCAAUGGUAUUGCUCGAGGACUUCUAUAUCUUCAUCAAGAUUCACGGUUUAGGAUCAUCCAUAGAGACUUAAAAGCAAGCAACGUCUUGCUUGAUAAAGAUAUGACUCCAAAGAUCUCGGAUUUCGGGAUGGCUCGGAUCUUUGGACGGGAUGAGACAGAAGCUAUUACGAGGAAGGUUGUCGGAACUUACGGCUACAUGUCUCCAGAAUAUGCAAUGGAUGGUAUAUUCUCGGUGAAGUCGGAUGUUUUCAGUUUUGGGGUCUUGCUUCUUGAAAUUAUAAGCGGCAAGAGAAACAAAGGAUUCUACAACGCGAACCGUGACCUUAAUCUUCUUGGUUGUGUGUGGAGGAACUGGAAAGAAGGAAAAGGAGUAGAGAUUGUAGAUCCAAUAACCGUAGACUCAUCAUCAACAUUUCGGCCACAUGAAAUCCUAAGAUGCAUACAAAUUGGUCUCUUGUGUGUUCAAGAACGUGCAGAGGACAGACCAAUGAUGUCAUCGGUGGUUUUAAUGCUCGGAAGCGAAACAACGGCUAUUCCUUAUCCUAAACCGCCGGGUUAUUGCGUUGGUAGAAGUCCUUUUGAAACUGAUUCAUCGUCGAGUAAACAGCGUGACAAUGAAUCUUGGACAGUGAACCAAAUCACUGUUUCUGUCAUUGACCCUCGGUAGUUUGAAUGCGUACUGUUAUAUUCUGUUAGUCUUAUAAUCAAAGUUUUACUACAUGAUUUUGGUUUUUCUUGUAUUUUGUACUCUAUAAAUGUUUUCUUGGGCAACCCGUGGUGGCAAAUAUGUUAUUAUGUAUAGGGUUUGACAUAAUAUGCAAUAAAGUUUGUUGUUUAGUAGGAUUUGAGUCGUAC
Molecule: messenger RNA, 2774 nt
Organism: Eutrema salsugineum
Lineage: Eukaryota; Viridiplantae; Streptophyta; Magnoliopsida; Brassicales; Brassicaceae
Product: receptor-like serine/threonine-protein kinase SD1-8
Exons: 7
Coding region: 43-2586 (847 amino acids)
Biological process (GO): recognition of pollen; protein phosphorylation
Molecular function (GO): protein serine/threonine kinase activity; ATP binding
Source: RefSeq, a predicted model, not a curated record